This is a messenger RNA of Zygotorulaspora mrakii, 474 nucleotides long. It is a transcript of the gene YPI1, whose product is annotated as type 1 protein phosphatase-activating protein YPI1. Gene Ontology annotation, molecular function: protein phosphatase 1 binding; protein serine/threonine phosphatase inhibitor activity. The transcript has a single exon. Lineage: Eukaryota; Fungi; Ascomycota; Saccharomycetes; Saccharomycetales; Saccharomycetaceae. The record is from RefSeq and is a predicted model, not a curated record. Bases 1 to 474 code for a protein of 157 amino acids. Gene Ontology annotation, cellular component: nucleus.
AUGAACUAUAAUGCAACUGGUCAGCAACAGGUGAUGGAGGGCUCUAGGACCAUUAGUGUUGAGGAAAUCACACCAGUUUUACAACUCCGGGCAGCCGAUGAAGGUGAAGCACAACAACAGAGGCGAUCAGCAAGGUCACAGAGACCAAGGGUGAGAUGGGAAACAGAUGUGGUCGACAACGAGCAUAUGAACAAAAAGAAGACAAAAAUUUGCUGUAUUUUUCAUCCACAACAAGAAUUCUCUGAUGAAGAGCCGGAAUGUCAUUCAGAUCAUGAUCAUUCUUCAUCAUCGUCAUCAUCAUCUGAAUCGGAAGGUGAAAAGGAUUUGAGUAUCGGCGAGAGGAGACAAAGGCGGGUAGCUAGGCGUAAAAGAAAGCUGAACCAAAACACAAAAACAAGCCCCAAUGCAUACGAGGUACAGCCUGACUACACACAUCAUCAUGAUAAAUGUAACAAACAGCUUCAUAACCAUUGA